Messenger RNA from Pestalotiopsis fici W106-1, 510 nucleotides. RefSeq lists its product as uncharacterized. The transcript is spliced from 3 exons. Lineage: Eukaryota; Fungi; Ascomycota; Sordariomycetes; Amphisphaeriales; Sporocadaceae. Gene Ontology annotation, biological process: endoplasmic reticulum to Golgi vesicle-mediated transport. The coding region runs from base 1 to 510 and encodes 169 amino acids. Gene Ontology annotation, cellular component: TRAPP complex. The record is from RefSeq and is a predicted model, not a curated record.
AUGCCGGUCCAGGUGUAUUCGUUUUACAUCUUUGACAGACACACCGAGUGCGUAUACAGCAAACUAUGGAUCUCCGCGCCGCCGCCGGGGUCGAUAUCAUCGAGUGAUGGCGCGGGGGCACCAGGCACGGCACCGCCGCCUGCCCCUGUCGCCCCGACCGCGAACAGCAUCAAGCGUGCCGGCGACGAUGCCAAGCUCAUCUUUGGUACCGUCUUCUCCCUGCGCAACAUGGCGCGUAAGCUCGGCGGCGACGAUGACGCCUUUAUCAGCUACCGCACCGCCCAGUACAAGCUGCAUUACUACGAGACUCCGACCAACCUACGCUUCGCCCUGCUGACCGAGCCCGGCGCCCCCAGCAUGCGCAACGUCCUGCACCAGAUAUAUAUCAAUCUCUGGGUCGAGUAUGUUGUCAAAAAUCCUCUAUCACCCGUGGAACACAAGGGAGGCGAGGGAGUCAGAAACGAGAUGUUCGAGAUGGGCUUGGACAAAUUCGUUCGCGGUCUGAUGUAG